GGGAAGCAGGGUAGUGGUCACGUGAUUUUGAAAAAUCACGUGACCGCAAUCAUAAAAAUAGAACCGGAAGUACAAAUGUCAGGAAGCCGAGGUAAACAAAUAUGGCAGACGACAGAUGCGGUAGUCGCCGUUAUAUCAGGGUAAAGGGAAGACUGGCAAAGAAAGGGACUGUGAAUAGGUCAGAAAAUAUGCGUUUUUUGAACGAGAAGAGUUACAGUACCAGCAACCAAGACCACGAUUAUGUGGCGAUUCCACAACACAGACUUGACAGUACUAUUUCAUCACACACCGUUCAAGAUCGCGAUAUUCAUGUCAGCGAGAACGUGGAAAUCGGACCAACGAAACCAUGGUUUCAGGGACGAAGGGUGGUUGAGCUAGCAGUGCUGUCCGAAAAUAUGAAUUGUGCCAAAUGCAAUUCGUGGCUUAGGUUUGUUGACAUUGUUGACGAGGUAAUUUACGGUAUGGCAAGUUACCUUUACAUAUCAUGUCCGAACAGUGCAUGCCAGCAUGUCAACUUGGUACCCACAGGAAAACGAAAUUCAAACAAAGGCUUUGACGUCAACUCCAAAGUGUAUCUAGCUAUGUUAAAUGCAGGAAUGGGACCCAAUCAAGUGGUUAAGUUUCUUUCUGGUUGUAACAUACCUCCUGUAGAUGCCUCUACACUACGCAAAAUACAGAAGAAACUUGCCCCAGUAGUCAUAAGUGCUGCAGAAACAUCUUGUAAUGAUGCACAGAAGGAGGAACUUGACUGUUCAGUCUCUGAUGGAUUGGAAGUCAGCUUUGAUGCUGGUUGGCAGAAAAGAGGUUCUGGAUGGCAAUAUAACAGCCAUACAGGUCAUGCAAGUCUUAUUGGGGUCAACACUGGCAAAAUUGUGGAUUUUGACAUGAGAACAAGAAGCUGUAGUGUGUGUCAGUAUCACCAGGGAAGGACUGAGACAGUUCCAAAUCAUGAAUGCAAUGUAAAUUGGACAGGAUCAAGUAAAGGCAUGGAGCCAGACAUGGCAUGUUCAAUGAUAAAAAGGAUGGCAGAUAAAGGAUAUGAAGUUGGUACUCUGCAUGCUGAUAAUGACACCACAACUCAGUCCAGAUUGCCCCCUUCCAUUAAAAAGAAAGAUGACAAAACCCAUGUGAAGAAAAAUCUUUCAUCACGUCUAUAUAGCCUCUCCAAAACACAUAAACAACUGAAGGCAAAAAAUGUCAUCCCUUAUAUCGUCAGAUGUUUCAUGUAUACAAUUUCAAAACAUCAAAGCACAAAAGAGAUCAUGAAGUCAGAACUAGAAAAAAUUGUUCCCCAUAUAUUUGGAGACCACAGUCUGUGCUCACCAUCCUGGUGCACAUAUAAUAAGGAUCCAGCAAAGUUCAGAUACAAACAUUUACCAAAUGGAAAGGCACUAUCUGGAGACAUGUUGAAAGAGGAAUUACAAAAGCUGACACAGAUAUACAAAGAUAGAACAGACAGGCUUCUAAACCUUGGGUCAACACAAGCAAAUGAAAGUUUUAAUAACAGCGUUGCGAGUUUUGCUCCUAAAAACAGGUUUUAUGGUGGUACCAAGUCCUUAAAAGCAAGAGUAUCUUCUGCUGUGAUGCAAAAGAAUGAAGGCUAUGGUUGGCUGAGCAAGGUAAAUGAGAAUGUCUUGCUUUCUCCUGGCAAUAUAACUAAAUUACAUGGAAUACGGAGAGAUAAAAUAAGGAAAAAUACCAGGGCUAUGAAGUCUACAGUUUCUUUCAAAAGAAAACGUAUCUCAAAAAAGAUUCAGAAGGUUUGCCAUGAUAAGGGAGAAUCUGUGAAGGAGGGCGAUACUUAUGGAGUGGAAAUCGAAGUCCAAGGACAAAUAGAUACAGAGACAAUUCCUUCCAAGAUCAAACUUACUGGUGAAGAAUCUGCAGUAGUGUUUGAUUUAGAAACAACAGGUUUAUCAAGGAACUCUGACAUUACUCAGCUGGCAGCAUACGACGGCAGCGACAUUUUUAAUCAGUACAUAAUGCCAUGCCAAAAAGUAUCUGCAACAGCUUCUUCUAUAACAGGAUUGACUUAUGAUUUCCAUUCAAACCAGAUGUAUCAUCAUGGAAAACCAGUCAUCAGUAAAGAUGUUCGUGUUGUUUUGUUGGACUUCAUCGAGUACCUUAGUAAGAAGAAGAAACCAAUCCUUUUUGGUCAUAACAUUGCAGCUUAUGAUGUACCAGUUUUACUGAAAAAGUUACAAGAAAGUCAUUUGCUGUCAGAAUUUCUUCAACAUAUAACAGGCUGCAUUGACACAUUGAAAUUAGCGAGAAGAAAGUUUAGCAAAAGUGAAGUUGGAAAUUACAAGCAACAGAAUCUUGUUUCAAAAUUACUUGGCAAAGAAUAUGAUGCACAUGAUGCAAGUGCUGAUGUAACAAGUCUUCAUGAACUUCUUGGACAGCUGAACUAUUCUGAAAAAGAUAUUUUUGCUUUCAAUGUGACAGCAUUGACGGACACUUUCACCCCAUUAAUGAGAGCAUCUCUUAUCACCAAACCAACAGCUAGGCGAUUAGCACAAUGUGGACUUUGCCUGAGACACCUUCAGUUAGCAUUCAAGAGAGAUACUGAAAAUGGACUGAGAUAUGUGUUGUCAGAGCAUGGAUUUAAUGCAAAAACUGUCAAGGCUGUCACAAGUUUCUUAACAAACAAAGAGGAAUGAUAACCUAAUAUGUAUAUUGGUGUCUAGCCCAAAUAAUUCAAGAAUGGCUACACCUCCUGCUUGAAAUCUGCUAUGAAUAGUUUAUAAUAAGACCACAUGAUCCUAUGGUACACUUGUAAUAAUGUAUUGUUAAAAUCAGUUUUUAACAUGUCAGAAAUGAGUUAAUGAAAUUUACAUUGGGUCCAUCCAUUCCAAUCUGCACUAGCUUACUUGCAGUUGCAUUCAGUUCACUAUGAAUAACACCUUCUUGAGUUACAUGUCAUUUGCUGUGGCAUGACCAGGAAAUUGAUAAUCAAAAUAUCUUGUUUUUAGAAAAUUUUCCUCUUCAUCCAAAAAUCAAACAUUACAUGCAUAACCAUGUGUUUAUUAGCCUGCGAGUCAAGCAAUUUGUCAAAAAGAACUGAGUAUUUAUCUUCUGAUCAUUCACUAACAAAUGCUCUGCUGUUCUGAAGGCAGCUAUAAUAUACAUGUGAAUUUGUUCGCAAUGUUACCGUCAGGAAACAUGAGGGGAAAUAAUUUAGAAAUGUCAAAGAACUGUUUUACUGUUUGCAAAUCAAGAGUCAAAAGUGUUUCAGCACGUACAUGUUGAGUAUUAGCAGGUUUUACACAC
Messenger RNA from Mizuhopecten yessoensis (Yesso scallop), 3270 nucleotides. RefSeq lists its product as uncharacterized. Gene Ontology annotation, cellular component: cytoplasm. Gene Ontology annotation, biological process: DNA catabolic process. The transcript has 9 exons. The coding region runs from base 102 to 2660 and encodes 852 amino acids. Lineage: Eukaryota; Metazoa; Mollusca; Bivalvia; Pectinida; Pectinidae. Gene Ontology annotation, molecular function: 3'-5'-DNA exonuclease activity; nucleic acid binding. The record is from RefSeq and is a predicted model, not a curated record.